AACAGAAGAGUCAAUUAAAAAAGAAUGUUAUUAUUUGAGGCAAGAAAAUAUGUUGCUGAUGACGACUUUCGUAUAUACCCCAUUCAAAUCCCAAGCAAGCUUCUCUGUUUUCUCUCAUCUCUAGAAUGAAUACUAAUACCAUGGCUGAAGUCUCUCCCUCCAUAAAACCAGAGGCGGCCUGCUGCUCAACUGUUGAAGAAUUGAUUAACAAUGGCGAUGAGCUCCCGCAGAGGUAUAUCUGGACCGAUAGUGGUAAGUAUGGGCCGAUUGAUCUUACUGUUCCUUUGGCUACCGACAUUCCUGUCAUUGACCUCUCCCGCUUGUCCAAUGCGGCGGAGCUGCUCCGCCUCCGCUCCGCUCUCACUUCAUGGGGCUGUUUCCAGGCAGUAAACCAUGGCAUCGAUGAUUUGUUCCUGGAUGAAGUGCGCCAACUUGCCAGAGAUUUCUUUGAGCUGCCCAUGACCGAGAAGCACAAAUAUGCAAGGCGCGGCGAUGGCUAUGAAGGAUAUGGCAACGAUUUAGUUCUCUUCGACAACCAACCUCUUGAUUGGAGUGAUAGGUUGUAUCUGCAAGUAGCUCCUGAUCACCACCAAAAGCUCCAAUACUGGCCUCAAAAUCCAGAAUCAUUUAGAAAAGUGUUGCAUGAUUACACUGCUAAGCUCAAACAGAUUGGAGAACAGCUGCUCAAGUCGAUGGAAAAGUUGUUAAGUUUGCCAGAGGGUAGUUUUCUGAAUAAAUUUGGAGAACAACAGAUGAUGUAUGCAAGAUUCAACUACUAUCCCCCUUGUUCAAAACCCGAUCAAGUUCUUGGCCUCAAACCACACGCAGAUGGAUCCGCGAUGACCAUUCUCCUGCAGGACAGAGAUGUACGAGGCCUUCAGCUUCUGAAAGACAACCAGUGGUUUUGGGUUCCCUCAAUGCCUCAUUCAUUGCUUGUUAACAUAGGUGAUCAGCUCGAGAUAAUGAGCAACGGGAUAUACAGAAGCCCUGUGCACAGAGCAGUUACGAACUCGGAGAGGGAGAGGAAUAGUUUGGCUAUGUUCUUCUCUCCUGAUCCUGAGAAAGAGAUCGAGCCGGUGGAAGAAGUUGUAGAUGAGGAGAGGCCAAGAAUGUUUAAGAAAGUAAGAAACUAUCCAGAGAUUUAUUUCCAGUACUAUCAGCAAGGGAAAAGGCCUAUUGAUGCAGUUCGAAUCUAGUGUUUUUCGGUCUUUUAAAUGUCACGUUACAUUACUUAAUACAAUAAAAAUAAAAGAUAAUUGAGUUGCAACCAUACGUAGUAAUUGAUUACAACAAAUUAAUAUUAUUUGUACCUCAGAAUUGGUCCAUAGUGGUUAUGGUGUUUGGUUAAUGCAAUAAUAUAUAUCAAGUAUAUGUAGAUUGAUAUGUAAUCAUACUUUGCAUAGGAGACGCGAAAGUGUCCACUAUUGGUAUGCAGCGUGAUAUGCUGCUUUACUUUAUCGGAACUCGAAAGCUUGGAUUUUUGGCUGUUUUUACCUAAUAUCUUAUCUCAAAGCCACAUUUUCUUCAAAA
Salvia miltiorrhiza (redroot sage) is the source of this 1530-nucleotide messenger RNA. RefSeq names its product protein SRG1-like. Bases 126 to 1196 code for a protein of 356 amino acids. NCBI's taxonomy places the organism in Eukaryota, Viridiplantae, Streptophyta, Magnoliopsida, Lamiales, Lamiaceae. The transcript is spliced from 4 exons. The record is from RefSeq and is a predicted model, not a curated record.